Molecule: messenger RNA, 768 nt
Organism: Pimephales promelas (fathead minnow)
Lineage: Eukaryota; Metazoa; Chordata; Actinopteri; Cypriniformes; Leuciscidae
Source: RefSeq, a predicted model, not a curated record
AGUAUUAACACAGCGUAGCAAUUUCAUCUUCCCAAACGUGAUCUCCUUUAACAACUGUGAGCACUCAAAUGCCUGUUGCCAGGUUACCGUCCAGCACUGUGAAAAGCGGGAUUGUGUACGCGAGCAGCAUGGAGAAGCGCCGCUGACUUGCGCCCAUCUCUAAAUAAUGAAUCACCGAUGCAUUCUGAAUAGAGGGAACGCGAUGAAUAGGCGUGUGUGAUUGGGAUCGAAUCCGCAGCUUCGGAGCCGGGGGAAGCCAUGCAGCUCCAGUCUGCUGCACAAUGCAAGGUGUCCGGCUUCAUACUGAAUGAGAGAUGCGCCCAGUCUCCGAAAAUGGAAGUCCACCGUGAGCAGAGUAUCUGUCAGGCGCGGGCUGCUGUCAUGGUAUAUGACGACGCCAAUAAGAAGUGGGUUCCGGCUGGUGGAUCCACAGGCUUUAGUCGAGUCCACAUCUAUCACCACACUGGCAACAACGCCUUCAGAGUAGUCGGCCGUAAAAUUCAGGACCACCAGGUGGUAAUAAACUGUGCCAUUCCCAAGGGGCUGAAAUACAACCAGGCCACACAAACGUUUCACCAGUGGCGAGAUGCACGGCAGGUGUACGGCCUUAACUUUGGCAGCAAAGAAGAUGCCAAUGUAUUUGCCAGUGCCAUGAUGCAUGCCCUGGAGGUGCUGAACUCUCAGGAUGCAGGCCCCCAGUUGCCAAGACAGACCCCUCAGGUGCAGAAUGGCCCUUCGCCAGAGGAGCUGGAGGUGCAGAGAAGGUAA